Messenger RNA from Cylicocyclus nassatus, 397 nucleotides. NCBI's taxonomy places the organism in Eukaryota, Metazoa, Nematoda, Chromadorea, Rhabditida, Strongylidae. The record is from the annotation of a GenBank genome assembly.
AUGCGCAGCGUAUUUCAUUUGGAUUUAGCCUAUUUUCUCAAGGAAAUUUUAGGAUAUACAGUGUACGACGCUCUUUGGAUUGACGCAGAAGGAGCGGAGUAUGGUUUAUUUCCGUACUUUUACCGAGGAGGGAAACUGGAUCAAUAUGGAAUAACAAUCUGCCAGUUCAAUAUGGAGCACCUUCAUGUAACUACCGAUCCUGUGCCUGAUCAAAUCCAUAGUCCAAACGAAGAGAAGAAAGAACUAUUUAAAAACUUUAUCUUCAAGUUGUUGGAAGACAAUCGUUAUGCUUUUUUUCGGCCUGUGCAAACGAAACACUUGCGUCUAUACUUUCUGAAUUUCUCGGACAAACAAUGUGUAAAUAAGUAUCUGUUCAAAACAGUGAACUGAAGUCGAU